AUGGAGGUGGCCAAGACAGACAGCAGAAACAACCCGCUGGCCACAGCCAGGAUCCUGUCCCGGGUCUUUUUGUGCUGGCUAACCCCCUUGCUGCACCUCGGCCACAAACGGAGGCUCGAGGAAAGUGACAUGUUCAGUCUUCUUCCAGAGGAUCGGUCUGAAACCCUGGGAAAGGAGCUGCAGAGGUUAUGGGACCAAGAAGUUAGAAGGGCGACAAAGGAAUCAGAGAAGCCAAAACUCUCCAGAGUUCUUAUUAAGUGCUAUGGAAAGUCCUAUGCAGUGGCUGGGCUGUUUGUAUUUUUACAGGAGGCAAUUAAAGUGAUCCAGCCACUUCUUCUGGGGAAAAUAAUCCUGUUCUUUGAGGAUUAUCAUCCAGACGAUGAGAGAAGUCUUUACAUGGCGUACGGUUACGCUGCUGCGAUGUCCAUCUCCACCUUUGCUCUCACUAUCCUCCAACAUCUCUACUUCUAUCACGUCCAAAGAACAGGCAUGAAGAUGAGAGUGGCCAUGUGUCACAUGGUCUACAGGAAGGCUCUUGGCCUCAACAGUGAAUCCAUGGGACAAACAACCACCGGACAAAUCGUGAACCUCCUUUCAAAUGAUGUCAGUCGCUUUGAUGAGAUUACAAUCAAUCUGCACUACCUGUGGUUGGGCCCUCUACAAGCGAUAGUCAUCAUCGUUCUGCUUUGGUACGAGAUCGGCCCCUCAUGUCUAGCAGGUGUGGCGGUCAUUACACUCAUGAUGCCUCUACAGACUUGGUUUGGAAAACUGUUUGGUAUCUUCAGGAGCAAAACAGCAGUCCUGACUGACAGUAGAAUCCGUCUCAUGAACGAAGUGGUGUCUGGCAUCAGGAUAAUCAAGAUGUACGCCUGGGAGAAACCCUUCUCAGCGCUGCUUACUGAAGUCAGACGGAAAGAAAUCAGUCAGAUACUGAAGAGUUCCUACCUACGAGGACUCAACAUGGCCUCCUUCUUUGCCAGCAGCAAGAUCAUCGUCUUUGUCACCUUCACCGUCUACGUUGUCCUGGGCAACGACCUGGAGCUGCUCCCAGAUGGAGAUCGGACACUGAUCGGGGACAGAGGAGCCACUUUGUCUGUGUUUGUUUUCAGGGCCGUGUACCAGGAGGCAGACAUCUACCUCCUGGACGACCCUUUAAGUGCCGUGGAUGCAGAAGUUGGAAAACAUCUUUUUGAACAGUGUAUCUGUGGCCUGCUGAAGAACAAGUGUCGUAUCCUGGUCACGCACCAGCUGCAGUACCUGAGGGCAGCAGACCACAUUCUGGUCCUUAAGGAGGGUCAUAUCAUGGGCCAGGGAACCUACAAAGAGCUGCAGCGCUCUGGCCUGGACGUGGUGUCUCUGCUGAGAACUGAUGAGGAGCAGGAGCAGUCUCGAUCAGCUGAUCCAGAAAAAAUGUCUUUAAUCAGCCAGAGGACGAGUCUGUCACACAGUUCACACUGUUCCAACAGCAGCCUCCUGCCACCAGAGAGCAACGGUCCUGAACAGCCUGCUGUUGAAACAGUCGGGGCCUUUGAAGAAGAGAAUCGAGCUCAAGGAAACGUCAGCUGUCACAUUUAUCUUCAGUACUUCACUGCGAGCUGUAGCCUCCUGGUUUUAAUUCUUAUAGUGCUGCUCAGUGUCGUUGCAGAGGCUGCAUACGUCCUGCAGGACUGGUGGCUGGUGUACUGGGCAAGAGAGGAGUAUUCUAACAGCACAGCCACUGCUGUUAGCAUAAAGAAUGGAAUUAACGUGACUCGCUCAGAGUUAAAUCUCACAUUUUAUCUUGGCAUUUACUCAGGUCUGACCGGAGCCGCUGUGGUCUUAAGUUAUGCCAGGAGUUUGAUCAUAUUUCAUGGGCUGGUGAGAGCAGCUCAGAUUCUACACAACCGCAUGUUCAAUUCAGUCCUCUGCACACCUGUUCACUUCUUUGAUGUCAACCCCAUAGGAAGAAUCCUCAACAGGUUCUCCAAAGACAUCAGCCAAAUGGACUCCAUGCUGCCCAUCACCUUUGUGGACUUCUAUCAAUUAAUUCUACAGAAUGCCGGCGUGGUUGCCGUGGCAGCCGCAGUCAUCCCUCUUGUCCUCAUCCCCGUUGUCGUUCUGCUCAUAAUCUUUCUGUACUUGAGACGCUUCUACCUCAGCACAUCACGCGACAUCAAACGUCUCGAGUCAACAACUCGGAGUCCAGUCUUCUCCCACCUGUCCUCGUCUCUUCAGGGUCUGUGGACAAUCCGAGCCUUCAGGGCUGAGGAGAGAUUAAAGAAAACCUUUGACGCCCAUCAGGACCUGCACUCAGAGGCGUGGUUUUUGUUCCUGAUGACCUCCCGCUGGUUUUCUCUUUGCCUUGACAGCAUUUGCUCCACGUUUGUCUUCUUUACAACGUUUGCCUGCAUCAUCCUGAGAGACGGGCUGGAGGCCGGAGAGGUGGGCCUGGUGCUGACCUACGCUGUGACCCUGGUGGGAAACUUCCAGUGGACAAUGAGACAAAGCGCCGAGGUGGAGAACAUGAUGACCUCUGUGGAGAGGGUGGUGGAGUACACACAGCUACAGAGUGAAGCACCCUGGGAAACCCAGAGGCGUCCUCCCCCUGACUGGCCGAGCAAAGGCCUGGUGACCUUCGACCAGGUCAGCUUCUCCUACAGCACGGACGGCCCCAUCAUCCUGAAAGACAUCAGCGCCACCUUUCAUCCCAACGAGAAGGUUGGUAUUGUGGGCAGAACAGGUGCUGGGAAGAGCUCCCUGGUCUCAGCUCUGUUCCGCCUGGCAGAACCUCAGGGAAAGAUCUCCAUCGAUGGUGUGGUGACCUCUGAGAUCGGCCUCCAUGACCUGCGCCAGAAGAUGUCCAUCAUCCCUCAGGUAGUCUGACUCACCGAAUUCAGCACGCCCAAGAGUUUAGUUCCUGCUUCCCCUUGUUGCAGGUUUUCCCUGAACCGGCCUCUGCGUUCCCCACAGGUGCAGCUCAAGUCCGUGGUGGAGGAGCUGCCCGGUAAGCUGGAGACGGUUCUGGCUGAGUCGGGCUCCAACUUCAGCGUGGGUCAGAGGCAGCUGGUGUGUUUGGCCAGAGCCAUCCUGAGGAAGAACCGCAUCCUCAUCAUCGACGAGGCCACGGCCAACGUGGACCCCAGGACAGAUGAGCUGAUCCAGAAAACCAUACGAGACAAGUUCAGAGAAUGUACCGUGCUCACCAUCGCUCACCGCCUCAACACCAUCAUAGACAGCGACCGCAUCCUGGUGCUGGACUGUGGCAUCAUCCAGGAGUUCGACCGACCCCUCACCCUGCUGCAGAACACAGAGGGCGCUCUCUACAAGAUGGUGCAGCAGCUGGGUCAGGCUGAGGCAGCAGCCCUGCUGCAGGCAGCCAGACAGGCAGCAGAGCAGCCAGCGGUCCUGACAACCUGA
This is a messenger RNA of Stegastes partitus (bicolor damselfish), 3396 nucleotides long. Its product is annotated as multidrug resistance-associated protein 4-like. Gene Ontology annotation, cellular component: plasma membrane. The record is from RefSeq and is a predicted model, not a curated record. The transcript has 27 exons. Gene Ontology annotation, biological process: transmembrane transport. Gene Ontology annotation, molecular function: ATP hydrolysis activity; ATP binding; ABC-type transporter activity. Lineage: Eukaryota; Metazoa; Chordata; Actinopteri; Pomacentridae.